Hydractinia symbiolongicarpus is the source of this 652-nucleotide messenger RNA. RefSeq lists its product as uncharacterized. Gene Ontology annotation, molecular function: transmembrane transporter activity. The transcript is spliced from 2 exons. Gene Ontology annotation, biological process: transmembrane transport. Bases 70 to 381 code for a protein of 103 amino acids. NCBI's taxonomy places the organism in Eukaryota, Metazoa, Cnidaria, Hydrozoa, Anthoathecata, Hydractiniidae. The record is from RefSeq and is a predicted model, not a curated record.
UUGGUUUUUAUUUGCUUGUUUAUUUCUACACCGUAAUAAGAAAAACGCUUAGUUUUUUUAACAGCAUUAAUGUUAGUCCUUCAAUCUUACAGUUUAAUGUGGGGGUACAUUGCAGAUCGUAAAGGAAAGAAACCAACCCUCAUCGCUUCAACAAUUUUGAUUAUGUUUACCACUUUAGCAUUUGGAUUCACUAGUAACUUUGAUUGGGCUGUUAUUACGCGAUUUAUGCAAGGAUCAUCGUUAGGUAUUGUUUUAAUCUCAAAAUCCAUAACUGCAAAUGUUUGUGACGAUACAAAUAUGGCGUUUGCCAUGUCAAUCUUACUUUCAACAGUUUCGGUUGGUUUCAUUAUUGGACCAAGUGUAGCAGGUGCGUCUUUAUAAAAUUUCACUGAAUGGAUUAGUUACAGUAAAUAGAAAUAUAUUUCGCGAAUGAAGUCUUCUAACUUCUUGCUGUGGUCCUAAUAGCAGUUUCAGUUUUAUAUUUUAUCAUUUUAUAUUUUAUCAUUAUUAUAGUAUGCUCUCUAUAUCUUUCGAUAACGCAUAGUCAAAAAAGAAAUAAUAGUCUGUGUACUCGGCCAUUCCGUGCCGUAAUAAAAAAAGUACUUAAAAAAACUGGGAUGGCGGGAAUAAAGGGCUACGAAAGUGAGGAUUG